This is a messenger RNA of Styela clava, 1069 nucleotides long. RefSeq lists its product as uncharacterized. Gene Ontology annotation, cellular component: cytoplasm; histone pre-mRNA 3'end processing complex. The record is from RefSeq and is a predicted model, not a curated record. Gene Ontology annotation, biological process: mRNA transport; mRNA 3'-end processing by stem-loop binding and cleavage. Gene Ontology annotation, molecular function: histone pre-mRNA stem-loop binding; mRNA binding. NCBI's taxonomy places the organism in Eukaryota, Metazoa, Chordata, Ascidiacea, Stolidobranchia, Styelidae.
CUAAAAAGGAAGAUAUUUUUGGAUAUAAUCACAGAAACGAAGAAAAAAGAUUUGGAAAUUAACAUUACUGAAAAAAUACUUUUUUUGUGCUUGCAACUGAAUGAGUGGAUUCUGUCACUUUAUUGUGUUGUGAUUUUCCCUCAGUAUUCCCAUAUAUUUUAAAUGGAGUCACCUAAAGAAAAUCUACCGAUGCGUGACAGGCGGCGUUUUUAUACUGAAAGUCCGAAAGAAAAACCGACAAGGUAUUCAUCUCGUCGUGGUGAUACAAAAGAAAAUGAAAUCUUGGAUUUGAGAAGCCCGAUACGACCUACAAAUGACCUUGACUCUGAUAAAAGGGGGAGAAGAUGGUCACAGUCCAAAUUCAACAGUAAAGAAUACACAAGCAAAGACGAAGAGACGAGGGUUCCUUUGCGGAAACGAGCCACAGAUUCAGACGAUGAUUGCUUGACAGUUGAAGAAUCUACAAGUUCCUGGGUCAACAUGAUGGAAAAAUCAGAGCGCGAGACUGCGGAAGUCAAAACAUAUAAAAAGAAAUUGAAAUAUUCUGGCAGCUCAGAUGGAAACGAAAUUGAAGAUGAUGAGGUUGUCUUAACUCGUCGACAAAAGCAAAUCGAUUACGGAAAAAAUACCAUCGCGUAUGACACCUACAUCCAAGAAGUUCCGAUGGCGUUACGUACUCGAGAUCAUCCAAAAACUCCAAACAAAUUUGUGAAAUGUAGCAGAAGAUCUUGGGAUUCCCAGAUCAAAUCUGGCGGAAGGCUUUACACGAUUUCGAAGGUUUCGCUACUGAACGACAGAAAAAGAGAAAAAUGAAAAAGGAGGGAAGGAAUGAAAAUAUGCUGGAAGAUGAAAAGAUUGAACCGGAAGAAAAUUCUGAAAAACUUAACAAUGUCGCUACAAGUUUAACUAACGAAGCGAUAGCGGCCGCUUGCGAAAGCGACGUCAUAGAACUUGGCACUGGACCUUUAGAACUUUGAUCUGAAUUUUAUUUAAAAACGAUUUAUUAUGUUUCAGUUGUUAUACGAAUCCAUUUUUUACUCACUAUUCACGCUAUUUUUGCCCAGAACAA